AAGAAGGCCAGGUGUGUCUGUACAACUUCUGACUCACUCAGGCGCGCGCGCGCGCGCUCUCGCACACAUACAGCUGAUCGGAACGGAGUCGAGCGCCGGCAUUGCCUGCUUUAAUUCGUCUCGGGGCGAACGGGGCCGGCUGCGAGCGCUGGGCACGCGACCAACGUUCGCCAGAACAACGGCAACCACGGCGGCGACAGGACAAAACAGCGCCGCAGAUCUCUCAACGUCUGUCCACGCCAGACAGUGUACUCCAGCUUCUAGUGCCUUUCCCAGUGACUACAUGUGUAUGCGUGUCUGUGCGUGCAUGGGUGUGUGUAGUGUGUUAAGUGCCUUGCGAUAGAUGUCCCUGCAAUAUCAGCAUCCCGCCCGUCAACUUCGCACCGUGUGACGACUUGACCAGGAGCAAACAACGCCCCAACCAACAAACAACAACAGCAACCACAACAACAAACAAUGUCAUCACUCAACCCACCGAAGCGGCUGAAGCUCAAGGAGAACCAGAUGGUGGUGACGAUGCGCGAUCUGCCGGCUGGGCCGCUCAAGCGCAAGCUGCCCCUCGGCAACUACGUCAGCGCGGACAACGUGCUACCCCCAGCCGUCACGAUCGCGACCCUCGCCAAGCAGCUGGCGGGCGCCGGCUCACCCACCGGGCCCGGCCUGCCCGGCCGAAAGCGCUCCAGCGAGCCGCGCACCACCGUGUCCGCGGUCGAGCGGCGGAAUGCGCGCGAGCGCAACCGCGUCCAGCAGGUCAACAACGGGUUUGCCGCGCUGCGCCAGCGCAUCCCGGACGAGAUAGCGGAUGCGUUCGAGGCGGGCACGACGGCCCGCGGCGUCCACAAGAAGCUCAGCAAGGUGGAGACGCUCCGGAUGGCGGUCGAGUACAUCAAAAGCCUCGAGCGGCUGCUGGAGCAGUCGGGCACGGCGCCGGGUCGUCUACCGGCGGCCUUCCCGCCGGUCGACACGCCGGAAACGCAGCUGCCCGCCACGCCGCCGCCCGAGCCGGCCGGCCAGACCGGCAGCAACUUUUUCCUCGCAAUCAAGCCCCGCACCGACCGCGCAGGUGGCAACGUGCCGGCCGGUAGCGCCGAGACGCAGAUCACCAUCAUCAACGGGCACCAGUACAUGCGCAUCCCCGGCACCAACACCUUCCAGUAUCUGGAUCCCGGGCGGCUGCACGACGAAGAGGACAGCGGUUCGGUCGGCCGGGCCGAACCUCCGCGCAGUGGCAGACACCAGUACGUGGAAGAGGAGGACGAAGAGGAGGGGAUGGUGGGGGAAGAAGAGGACACGUGCUCGAGCAGUGGGGAUCUGCUGAGCGAGUCAGCGAUCGCCCUGUCCCCGCAGAGCAACUUUACGCUCGAGCCGGACACGGACUCGAAGCGCGACGUCGAUUCGCUCUACCAGUCGCUGGUGGCCCAACCGGACGGGGGCGUGUUCGACCAGCAGCAGUACGACGACCUGAUGCUGAUCAAGUCCGAGCUGCAGGACGAGGCGGACCUCGCCGAGGACGCGUCCUUUCUCAGCUGGUUCGAGGCGAACCAGCAGCUGCAGCUGCAGCAGCAGCUCCAGCAGCACCUUCAGCAGCAGCUCCACAGUCAGCCGAGCCUGCUCGAUUGAGCGAUUAGUUUAGAGUUUUGCGAUUAUUUAUUGUAUUUAUUAGUAUGCGUAGCGGUAGGGGCAGCGCAGCCCGGUGCACAACACACCGUCGCCCAUUUUGGGGCGCAUCCAAAACCCCCAUAUACCAAAGGGUCUUACUACUCGGCGGCGAUGCCCGGCGGUAAGCGUUCAAACGAUUUCGAAGCAAGCAUUCCAACAAAUUUAGGCUAGGUUGCGAUUGCAAACAAAAAAUGGGAAAACCGAAAAAGCUACACGUCAAACCUAAGCCUCAACGACUUUCCAGUGCCUGUGCGAGCUGUCAGGGGAUGCCAUUUUACCCUUUGCUUUUUGACAGAUGUAUAAGUAUUACGUUUAAUAGUUGCAUAUUUACCUAGACUGAUAUAGACCAAACCUUGCGGUAGCUUGUAUGUUUUAUUUAAGAAAAUCAAACCCUUCCCACCCCUCUCCUCAC
Molecule: messenger RNA, 2071 nt
Organism: Anopheles merus
Lineage: Eukaryota; Metazoa; Arthropoda; Insecta; Diptera; Culicidae
Exons: 1
Coding region: 457-1620 (387 amino acids)
Biological process (GO): developmental process; regulation of transcription by RNA polymerase II
Molecular function (GO): protein dimerization activity; RNA polymerase II transcription regulatory region sequence-specific DNA binding; DNA-binding transcription factor activity, RNA polymerase II-specific
Source: RefSeq, a predicted model, not a curated record